AUGAUGUUGGCCGGGUCAAGUACGACAAGUUAUGCCACCUAUCGAUCCGUGGCCUCGGCUAUGCAGGUUCCAUUAAUUGAUUGGGAGGUAUCAAACCGGCGAUUAGCCGAUGAGCAUUCUUCUAUGGCAUUUUCAGUCCGUCCACCAAUUGACGAUUUACUUGUCGAUUAUAUGAUUUACAAAGGAUGGCAUCGUUUCGUGUAUAUUCAUGAUGGAAAAAAUGCAAUGCGCACUUUAUUUUCCGUCUUUUCCUAUGCGCAAAAAAGCAGACCGGAUUGGUUAUUAGAGGAAAUGGAAGAUGCGGAUCUAUCAGGAUUUCAUUAUUCGCUUAUCAACAUCACUGGUUUUCAGCUCUUUGAUCGCUACUCAAAGGAGUUUAUAAAAGAAAGAAAAUCUUUCGAAGAUCACUAUCGUGAAAAGAUGCCUUCAAGUGAUUGGUUGACGCAUGGGCAUCUUCUGGCCGAGGCUAUAAAGAAGGUAGUACUAGACGAGCGAAACGGAACAUUAACUGGCAGAAUUGAAUUCGACCCAGAGACUGGGCUUCGGAAAAACUUCUCCGCUACCGUAAUUGAAAUCAGGCCUGGAGUGAAUAGUUUGACAAGUAUCAAAGAGAGGUUCCAAUGGGCACAUGGUCAAGGAUUUUUGUUUGGAAAAACUAGAACUUUUUACGAACAACAACCAGAUCGGACUCCGAUUAGAAAAGGAAUAUUGGCGGAUAAACCUUGGAAGCUACGGUUUAACGUUGUUACCCUGCUGGUAAAACCAUUCGUGAUGUUGAAGAGACAAAAUCCAGGGGAGCCGGAGCUAACAGGCAACGACCGUUUCGAAGGCUAUUGUGUCGAUCUUCUUCGAUUGCUAGCCCAGAAUAUUUCCGGAUUUGAUUGGGAUGGUUCUAUAGGUUACCUACUAAACGAGACAGCUGAUAUUGCUGUAGCCCCUUUGACUAUCAAUCAGGAACGCGAGCGUGUUGUGGAUUUUUCGAAGCCGUUCAUGACCACAGGAAUAUCCAUUAUGAUCAGCAAACCCGAGAAGCAGGAAUUUAGCAUUUUCUCUUUCAUGCAACCGCUUGGAAUGACGAUUUGGAUCUUUACCGUCUGUUCGUAUAUUGGAUUCUCGAUGUACAAUUCAUUAUGGUUUACAUUAGCCGCGUUUAUGCAACAAGGGACUGAUAUAUUACCUAGAGCACUUUCCGGAAGGAUAGCUUCAGCCUGCUGGUGGUUCUACACCCUCAUCAUCGUUUCUUCG
Messenger RNA from Mesorhabditis spiculigera, 1245 nucleotides. The record is from the annotation of a GenBank genome assembly. Lineage: Eukaryota; Metazoa; Nematoda; Chromadorea; Rhabditida; Rhabditidae.